This is a messenger RNA of Selaginella moellendorffii, 1576 nucleotides long. RefSeq names its product BTB/POZ domain-containing protein At2g46260-like. Gene Ontology annotation, biological process: response to red light. The record is from RefSeq and is a predicted model, not a curated record. Gene Ontology annotation, molecular function: protein binding. Gene Ontology annotation, cellular component: nucleus. The coding region runs from base 26 to 1462 and encodes 478 amino acids. The transcript has 3 exons. NCBI's taxonomy places the organism in Eukaryota, Viridiplantae, Streptophyta, Lycopodiopsida, Selaginellales, Selaginellaceae.
GCGGGGCGAGCGAUCGCGCGAGGCGAUGAUGGUGCGCUUCGAUUUUGCCUACAACAAUGCAUUGUUCGCGGACAGGAUUCUUCAUCUGGAGGUGGUGCCAUCGCCGACCGAUGAAGCGCAGGCUAUGGUGGAUGGGAGCUGCGGCAGAGUAGUGGAGAAGUUACAUGUGAGCUCCAUGCUGCUAGCUGCGCACUCGGAUUAUUUUAUGAAGCUCUACUCCAAUGGGAUGAGCGAAUCCAGCACUGGGGUUGCUACUGUCAAGGUCACGGAAGAAGAGCGUCGAGGACUGCUCCAUCUCAUCCAGUACAUGUACACGGGACGCUUGAUGGAGCCUCCGGACGCGGACAGCACAAUCAUCCUCCUCACUCUCGCCGACCGCUUCGCAAUCUCGUCGUGCAUGAAACCACUGGCCGACGUGCUCAACAAGUUCCCCAGCAGCUUAAGCGACUGCCUCCUUAUCCUCGGCCUCCCCGAGUCGCUCAAGUCGGACAAGGCCCUCCACCCGGUCGUGGAGCAGUGCCGGAGCUACCUCGCGCAGCAGUUCCAGAGCAUCCCCGCCAAAAAGUCCCAGUUCUUCGCGCUCAACAUGGAGGGAGUGAAGAUCGUCCUCGACAGCGACACUCUCGCCGUCUCGUACGAGGAAGAGGUGUUCCACUUCCUUCUCGAGUGGCUCGAGGCAAACUUCCGGAGCCUUGACGACAAGCUCCACGCCGCCGAGCAGAUUGGAGGAGUGAUCCGGUUCCCCUGGAUGACUGGAGACUUCCUCGUCGACGUUGUGGCGGUGUGCCCCGAGAUGCAAAGCAGCACUGGCCAGGGACUGAUCAUGGAGGCGCUCAAGUUCAAGAGCUUGACGCAUCCGAGGCAGCAGGAGAUCAUCUGGAAGAAGACCAACCACAACAGAUACCGCCCCCGGAACAACGCCAUCUUCGAAAACUUCUGGGGGAGCUCCAAGACCUUCGUCUCUAAGGAGACCGCGGUGAGCUGCCAGGUCUACUUCGAGUUCCCACUGGAGAUGGUGAUUUGUACCGGCGAGAGCUUCCACUCCAAGCCGUUCUUCCUCGACCGCUACACUUUCAGCCUCGAGGCACAGAUCCGGACGGCGUUCAACCACCAGCGCAGCUGCAGCAUAAAGUUGGCGCUCCAUCCAUCGUCAGAAACUCCGGCACUAGACGUUGAGGCAACGACGCUCCACUCGCUCGACUAUACCAUAGCCAUGAAGCGGGACUACUCCCAAGGCUACGACACCAAGGCCUCUGGGACGCUGGAGAUCCAAGCCGGGAACGCGCCUGGGAACUGCGUCACCUUCACGGACCUCUUCUCGGGGUGGUACGUCGAGCGGGGAUAUAGCUUCCCUCGCUGGAACCUCACCAUUAAUGGCCUCGUCUUCCUCCGCCUGGAUCUCAAGCUCAACCAGCAGCAGCUCAUCCCACAGGACGUGGAAGCCGAUGGAGAAACGAGCUGAAAGGUACUGUCACAAAUACUUAUGGAACUAUCAGACCUGUAAAUAUAUAGCGCACCUGAGAGAGCGAUAGAUUCAAGCUGGAAGGAAAACUGAAAAAAGAAUUCUUCUCUCCAA